CAAACAAACAAAGAGACAGAGAGAAUCCCUUCCAAAUUCAACUUACAAAAAAAUAAAAAAUAAAAAAUUUAGAAAUGUACAAAAUUCCCCAAAUUUAAUUUCUGAAUGGAAACCCUAACCCUAAUUCUCACCCGAAUCCCCUUGUUCGGAUCCCUCCCUUUCUCCCGCUUUCGGAUCCUCCGUUUCUCUCUGUUCUUCGCCGGCGGCUGAAACCCCCUGACCUACCCCUUUAAUUUAAUUUUUAUUGCUUUUCCUUUCAUUUUUUUUAUUAGAUGUUAAACCUGUUAAUUUACGGAAAAUAGAGAAAUAGGAUAGAGAUAGAGAGAGAAAGAUAUGGAGAGUGGGGCAGGAUCAGAUGGAGUAGGAGUCGGGUCGAUCGUGUGGGUACGCAGGAGGAACGGUUCGUGGUGGCCGGGGAAGAUACUGGGGCCCGAAGAGUUACCGGCGUCUCACCUUACGUCUCCGAGGACCGGAACUCCCGUCAAACUUCUUGGCAGAGAGGAUGCUAGCGUUGAUUGGUACAAUUUAGAAAAGUCUAAGCGUGUGAAGGCAUUUCGAUGUGGGGAGUUUGAUGAUUGCAUUGAAAGGGCAGAAUCCUCACAAGGUAUGCCACCCAAGAAAAGAGAGAAAUAUGCUCGAAGGGAAGAUGCUAUCCUUCACGCACUUGAACUUGAGAAGGAAUUGUUGAGAAAAGAAGGAAAAUUGGAUAGACCUUCUGAUGCAAGAAGUAAAUUAUCUGGUUCUGCUAAAAAGGAUUCUGGAGGUUCAGAUAUUAGUAAUGGAAAACCUGAGAACUCAAAAUCAAAUCAAUCCAGGAGUCAAGAUACUAUUGUCAAGGAUGAGACAGUGAGCAGCCCUGUACACUUGCAAAAAGACCAAGUGGGAAAUCUGCCAAAUUGUGAAAAUGAUCAUGCUGAAAUCAUACCCCGGAUGAGAGGAUUGCAGGACUUGGGGCUUAGGACGACUCGCACAAAACAAAAGCUUACAUCUUUUGGUGCUUCGAAUGUUGAUGAUACACUAUCUCCUUCCAGCAGGGUUUCUAGCAUGGGAAGAACCACUCACAUUAAUGGUAAAUCUUCUUUAGAUGAAAGGAAAAGGCUACAUGAGGGAUUUACUGAGGGGUUUUUGGUCAAGAGAGGUGAAAGGAGCCACUCUUUUGAUCAAGUAUUGCACAGGAGUGUAAAAUUAGAAGUCCCUCAUUUUUUGCAACCUGACUUUGGUGUGGUUUAUACUUCUAUUUCAGGAGGAGAGCGGAUGGGAGGUGUUUUUCGAGCAAAGAGGAGCAGAUGCACGUACUUGCCAGCUGAGUCAUUUGAUGCUUUGGAAUAUAAAGAAAUUCUGCCAAACCAGAUUGAGAUGUCACCUUUCGGUUUUCUGGAAUAUGAUUCUUAUCCUUUUCCUAAUCACUUGAUUGAAGAUAAUACUAGUGAGUUCUUGGAAGAUGUUGAAUCUGGUUCUUCCGAAUCAACUUCCUCUGAAUCUGAGUCAGAUUCUGAUUCUUCUGAGACUGAACCUGAUAUGGAUGAGAAUAUCACUUCACAUUCAGGUGCUACUUUACGCAUGAAUGCUCGAUUGGGUGCCUUUCGAAGACCUGAUGCACUAGGAGGUGGAAGCAUGGGCCAGGGGGAUUCUGAUGAGUCAUCUCUUUCUGGUGAGAUGUCUCACUUUCAUCCUCAUGAUCAUAUUUCUGUGAAUGAAGCAAUGUCCAAAUGGCAGCUAAAAGGGAAAAGGAACAUACGGAAUCUGGCGAAAAGAUCCAUGGAUGUCGCAGAGAUAAAAGGUUAUGAUGGAUCUGCUCAUGGAAUAUAUCAUGAAGAAAGGGGAACUUUCAGAAGAAGGUCGUUAGGUCAGAGUUCUCGUAGAAAUCAUUACUUUAACGAUGAUGUUGAUGUGGCUGGUUUGAGCGCAAAAGAUUUCGGGACCCAAAUGGUUGGUUUUGAUGAUAGAGGAUAUUUGCAUACACAAAGGGAUUCAUCCAGAAGUAGGAAUAUUUUCAAUCGUAACAUCAUUAAUUGGAAAGGCAUGCCUUGGGAGAACCAUGCUGUUUUGAAAAGAGAGUGGGAAGACAAUGUGUUGCACUUUGAUCCGAUAUUUGCUGCCCAUCGUCAUUUUGGUGGGAAGAGAAGAUCUAUGUUGAUAGAUGUGGAUUUGAAAGUCCAAGCAGGCUAUCAGAAAGAACCCGUACCAAUUGUUUCAUUGAUGAGCAAGUUGGAUGGGAAGGCAAUAAUAGGCCAUCCCAUUCAAAUUGAAACCCUAGAAGAUGGUUCAACUGAGACCCUUCUCCCCACUAGUGGUUAUUUCAGCAAUGGACAAAUAAACCAUGAUGGAAAUAUUCCACUUCCUCCAGCAUGGAGGACUGCCAAGAGGACCAAUUUUAGGGUCCCACGUCCUCAGCCACCAUGUGCAUUGGGUAGUUAUGAAGCUGCUGAAUAUCAUUCUUUGGAUCAUGAAGGAAAACCACCUUUCAAGAAAUACAAUGGAGAAAGUUCCAAUUACAAGGCAGGGCUGGUUAAAAAGAGCACCUGUCAUGUUCCGCGCUCUCCCACUGACAGGAAGUUCCAAAGAAAGUUACCAAAGAAAGUAAGCUUAUCUUCUAGCCAGAAAACAAGAACUCUGUCAUCAAUUGGUAUAGAACAUAAUCUCAGUUCUAAGCCUAUACAUGAUAGCAGUAACUGUGAAAUGGAUGGAUUAAUCAAACCAGAGUCAUCUGGACCACCCACAACAGUGGCUUGCAUACCUGUCAAACUAGUAUUCAGUAGGUUACUUGAAAAGAUCAAUAGGCCAGCAUCAAAAGCAGCUAGUAAAGUGAUUCUCUCCGGUAGUGAUACAGUAAGAGAUCCAUCAUAGAUUACAUUGUACAUUGAUACAACGAAACAUUAAUACUGUCAGCAAAAUAAGCAUUGCCAGUUUCCUCUUUUUGACAAAAAGCAUUCCCACCGACACUCCAUUGUCAGCAUUGUCAAGAUGAGGUGCCCGCCUUCGUUCCAAUAAUUAGAUCAACCAGGUAAUCAGCAUAGAAACUCAGUCAUAAUUUGAUGAACCAAUUCAUUGCUUAUAGCGUUUUUAGGCUUUCAUGUUUACUGGAAAUCUGUUUGUGAGGAAUCAAGGGAAGAAAAGUAAUGUAAGGUAGCAAACGGGUAAUGAGAAAUUAUGCCAGAAGCAGACAGUUUGGAAUUUGCAUAAAUGUGUAUCUGGUUUCCACAGGCCAACCUAUUCCUUUAUUCUAAAUACCACAGUAAAGUUCUAAUUUUUUACUCUUGAUUGAGCAGUCAGGAAAUGGAAGUCUAGUUUUACCGGUGGACGUAGAUUUUGACUUUAAAGUUGGACAUUUUAUGGCCAUUGCUAGGGAUGUAAGGGAGUCGAGAUCUUUGUAACUUGGAUUUGACUAAAAAAAAGUUUCAACUGAUUAAUUAUCAAGUUGAUAAUGAGCUCAAAUUAUUUGAGUAACGAGUUGAAUUAAAUUUGAGUAGUAUAAUAUGCAAUU
This is a messenger RNA of Durio zibethinus, 3484 nucleotides long. RefSeq lists its product as uncharacterized. The record is from RefSeq and is a predicted model, not a curated record. Lineage: Eukaryota; Viridiplantae; Streptophyta; Magnoliopsida; Malvales; Malvaceae.